Messenger RNA from Helobdella robusta, 687 nucleotides. RefSeq lists its product as hypothetical. Gene Ontology annotation, cellular component: nucleus. Gene Ontology annotation, molecular function: catalytic activity. Gene Ontology annotation, biological process: chromatin remodeling. The transcript has a single exon. The coding region runs from base 1 to 687 and encodes 228 amino acids. Lineage: Eukaryota; Metazoa; Annelida; Clitellata; Rhynchobdellida; Glossiphoniidae. The record is from RefSeq and is a predicted model, not a curated record.
AUGGCCCUCAGUAUCCGGCAGAAGAGGGUGCGAAGAAUCUCCGGAGACCCAGUCCAUGGGGUUGUGGUGCAAGGCCCUGUGGAUGGUCUGGCUACUGGCACCCCACUCUAUAGUGUGGCGGUGCAAGGCACUAUAGAUGGAAGGACUACUUGUAGACCAAGGGGUUGGAGGUUUGGUACCUGGAAUGUAGGCACGUUGACAGGAAGAAGUUUGGAAGUGGUGGAGGAGCUGCAGAGGAGAAUGGUUGACGUGGCUGCAUUACAGGAGAUCAGAUGGAAGGGUGAGGGUACAAGGUUUGUGGGGGCUAAAAGUGGAAGAUAUAAGUUGUGGUGGAAGGGGGAUGAUGGUACGGGAGGAGUUGGUGUGAUGGUAAGAGAAGAGUUGGUGGAGAAGGUGUUGGAAGUGAGGCGGAGAAGCAAUGGGGUAAUUGUGGUGGUGAUGGUGUUUGGAAAAGUAAUAGUGAGGGUGAUAUCAGGAUAUGCUCCGCAACAAAGUAGGAAGGAAGAGGAGAAGGAUAGGUUUUAUGAUGAUGUUUCUGACGAGAUCGGGCAAGCGGGGUUGAAUGAGUUUGUGGUGUUGUUGGGUGAUUUGAAUGGUCAUGUGGGGGCGGAUGCAGACGGAUAUGAAGGUGUACAUGGGGGAUGGGGAUAUGGUAUACGGAAUGAGGAAGGGCGUAGAGUGUUGUAG